AUGAAACUUGCUGUAGGUCUCGUGCUCGCGGCUGUCGCCGUUGCCACCGUCACCGCUGGCGACCCAGCGACUCUGUCGACGAAAGAGGAAGCCACGAAGACCACCAAAGCGACCAAGUCGACAAAGUCGGAGAAAACUGGUACCACUUCUAGCAGCAGUAUCGGCAGCUUGUUUGAGGAUGGUUCUAAUGGUGUUAUCGGAGACGAGAGUGCGGCAGAUGCAACGACUGACCCUAAAAUGCUGACUUCGAUUGGCAUCACUGUCCCCAUUGGCAAGGAUGGCUCCGGAGGUUUGAACUUGGGUCCUGGUCCUGCAGUAUACCCAAGCGACUCGGGCUCAUGGGAUUGGAGCUGGGACUCGAUCGAAGGCUCAGGUAGCUCCCAUUACGAUUGCGAUACCGUCUGCUCGGACGACUACGAACCUGUUUGCGGUUCCGACCAUGUCACGUACACGAACGACUGCGCAUUCACCGUUGCUCAGUGUAACGCGACCGAACUGGUAGUAGCGAACUCUGGUGAGUGCGCAAAAAGCUCUACUGGCAGCGGCACCGAAUCCUGUCCCGAUGCGUGUACCAUGGAUUACUCGCCAGUAACUGACGAAAAUGGCGUAAAAUACUCCAACGAGUGUGCUAUGCGUCAAGCGAAGUGCAAGGGUGAAACCGGGGAAAAGAAGAAAAUUGUCACUUUUGCAGUUCUUGACGAGCCUACUGAUGCAAAGGGAGCCAAGGAAACCCCAGCUCCUGCUUCGAAGACCACGAAGACUACCAAGUCCGAGAAGACCGGUACUACCCCCGGCAGCGGUAUUGGUGACCUGUUCGAGGAUGGAUCGGACGGUGUUAUCGGUGGUGAGUCUGGAUCGACCGACCCGACCCUAGUGAAGGGUACCAAGGAGACCCCGGCUCCUGCUGACCCGACCCUGGUGAAGGGUUCCAAGGAGACCCCGGCUCCUGCUUCGAAGACCACGAAGGCUACCAAGUCCGAGAAGACCGGUACUACCCCCGGCAGCGGUAUUGGUGACCUGUUCGAGGAUGGAUCGGACGGUGUUAUCGGUGGUGAGUCUGCUACCAAGUCCGAGAAGACCGGUACUACCCCCGGCAGCGGUAUUGGUGACCUGUUCGAGGAUGGAUCGGACGGUGUUAUCGGUGGUGAGUCUGGUCCGGCCGACCCUACUUUAGUGAAGGGCACGAAGGCCCCUACUGAGGAGACAGUGCCUGUUUCGAAGACUACGAAGUAUCUGUAA
This is a messenger RNA of Phytophthora nicotianae INRA-310, 1239 nucleotides long. RefSeq lists its product as hypothetical. Lineage: Eukaryota; Oomycota; Peronosporomycetes; Peronosporales; Peronosporaceae. Bases 1 to 1239 code for a protein of 412 amino acids. Gene Ontology annotation, molecular function: protein binding. The record is from RefSeq and is a predicted model, not a curated record. The transcript has 3 exons.